CUUCGCAUUCACUUCGUCCGACAAACGACGAACCUGAUCUAAUUUCGUUUCUGGGAACGAUUCCAGAUUGCUUUAUAACUUCGCCCGUCUCGUCUUAAAGCCCCUGCUCGGAGCUUCGACAUGGGCCAGUAUGAUCAAUCCCUAGGAGCUUUAUUAAUUGGAUCAUGGUUCAAUGCCAUGCUCUACAUGCUCGAGUUAUGGCAUGGAUACGUAUUCUUUUCCACUUUCCGUGGUGACACCAUCAUCGUCAAGUGCAUGGUCUGUAUCAGUCUCCUGGUUGAUACACUCGGUACAGCCAACGACUGUGCUUGUAUAUAUCUGUACACAAUCACACACUGGGGUGACAAGGACUACAUCCUAGCACAGAACUGGGCCGUUCCUACCUAUGUCAUAUUAUCAGGAAUAUCCGCCUGUAAUGUGCAGCUGUUCCUCAGCUACAGAUUUUGGACCUUAGCAAAGAAUUUACUUGUAACCGUUGUGCUCAUUACGUUUAGCUUUGCGUCGCUCGGUGGUGCUAUAGCGAACGGGAUCACGGUUGUACGCCAUAGUGACUAUGCGCAACGCAACUUCAACAUCAAGACGGUCACAAUAUGGCUUGUGGCCAGUGCCGUCGCCGACGUUUCAAUAGCAUCUUCUCUCAUCUUCCAGCUCCAAUCAACUAAACCGGUCUUCAAAGAAACCAAGGCUUUGAUUCGUCGUCUAACGGUUAUGGCAAUACAGACAGGGUCUGUUACAACAGUGCUUGCUACUCUGUGUCUAAUUCUUUACCUUGUAAACACCGAGAGUAACGUCACUGUCGGCUUUGGAUUCUGUUUGGGACGCGUGUACGCUCUGACCAUGUUGUUCAACCUAAAUACUAGGGUAAAAGGUCGCCGGCAUACAGAAGAGACCAUCUAUCCCCAGGAUAGCGGCAGCGUAGGAUUUAGACUAAGAAGUAUGAACAGUUCGGAUCUCGGAGGGAUAAGCGUACAUCGAACGGCUAUCGUGCGUAUAGAUGGGUCAGAAGAGUAUGGAAGAGCAGGAAUGUUCCUGACGUUGGGCGUAAGAAGUCGGAUUCGAAUGGCAAGAGUGGCGCCCCGGUGUGAUGGAGACACCGUUCGCUACGCCCUUUAUACGAUGUUGGUUGGGGACCAUGAUCCCGCGAGCCAUCUAAGCACCAUCGAGGUAAAAGGCCUUGAUCCAAGUGCAUAUGGUAUGUAUGUGCCUUUCCGUGAGUUGUCCGUGAGCAAGGAAUGGCUCAUCAUGCAUCAUUCUUGA
Guyanagaster necrorhizus is the source of this 1257-nucleotide messenger RNA. RefSeq lists its product as uncharacterized. The transcript is spliced from 17 exons. Lineage: Eukaryota; Fungi; Basidiomycota; Agaricomycetes; Agaricales; Physalacriaceae. The coding region runs from base 121 to 1257 and encodes 378 amino acids. The record is from RefSeq and is a predicted model, not a curated record.